Messenger RNA from Bufo bufo (common toad), 971 nucleotides. Its product is annotated as copine-8-like. The record is from RefSeq and is a predicted model, not a curated record. Gene Ontology annotation, cellular component: plasma membrane. The transcript is spliced from 13 exons. Gene Ontology annotation, molecular function: calcium-dependent phospholipid binding. Gene Ontology annotation, biological process: cellular response to calcium ion. Bases 27 to 971 code for a protein of 314 amino acids. Lineage: Eukaryota; Metazoa; Chordata; Amphibia; Anura; Bufonidae.
CAGGUGGACCUGCAGACUCCAGGAGAAUGGCAUCUAUUGGAGACUUUGACCCUGUACACACCAGCGUGCCAGCCACUAAGAUCGAGAUCACAGUAUCAUGCAGGAAUCUACUGGACAUGGAUACAUUCUCCAAGUCUGAUCCAGUGGUCGUCUUAUACGUCCAGGGGGUUGGGAACAAAGAAUGGACCGAGUUUGGCCGGACAGAGGUUAUCGACAACACCCUGAGUCCAGAUUUUGUCCGCAAGUUCGUGCUGGAUUAUUUCUUUGAAGAGAAGCAGAAUUUAAGGUUUGACGUGUUCAAUGUGGACUCCCGAAGCUGCAAUAUAUCAAAACACGACUUUCUGGGUCAGGCCUUUUGCACUCUUGGAGAAGUCAUUGGGUCACAGAGGAGCCGACUGGAGAAGCCGCUCACGGGGAUUCCAGGAAAGAAAUGUGGGAACAUAAUCUUAUCUGCCGAAGAGCUCAGCAACUGUCGGGACAUCGUCACUCUGCAGCUGUGCGCUAAUAAGUUGGACAAGAAAGAUUUCUUCGGGAAGUCAGACCCUUUCCUCGUAUUCUACCGCAGUAAUGAGGACGGCACGUUCACAAUUUGCCACAAAACAGAAGUGGUGAAGAACACGUUGAACCCAGUAUGGCAGCCAUUCACUAUCCCUGUGCGAGCGCUGUGCAACGGUGACUAUGACAGGACGGUGAAAGUGGACGUGUAUGACUGGGACAGGGGAGGAAGCCACGACUUCAUCGGGGAAUUUACCACGAGUUACAGAGAGUUAUCCAGAGGACAGAGUCAGUUCAGUGUCUAUGAGGUAUUAAAUCCGAAAAAGAAGUGCAAAAAGAAGAAAUACAUCAACUCCGGAACGGACAGCGCCAUACAUAUGUUUGUGGCUGUGUCUGGAACUGCAGCUCAGUCCCAUUCAUUUGAGUUGCAGUUCCAGGAACAGCCACAACCAAGUGUACGGCGCUGUCCUGGGUAG